CCACUAUCUUGCAAGUUGCAACGUCUGGUAGCAACACCAGCAUCCUGUGCUAUCCACAUGGUCAUCCGUAUGCUCUAUAUGCUUUGUCUCAAUAGCGCUAUUCUCUAAUCCGAUCACGCGAUGACGUCGCUCAAUCAAUCCGGGGACACCAAGUUCACCGUGUUUAUUCGCCUCCCCUUCCCCAGGGGUGACUUUGUGGAUCCUCCACCGGUCGAAUGGAACGCUGCAAAAGACCAGGCGCUCUGGGAUAUUCUCUCCCGUCUUCCCAAGGGAGAUGAUUUAGACUGUAAGGCGCUAGCCGAUCGGUUCGAUGUGACACUGCAGUUCCUGCUACAACAGGCAGCAUGGCUCUACGACCGCCAGCUAUCGCAGGUCCGUGCACAGAUGCUCAAAGUGCCCACGCAAUCGAACCCUGCCUCUCCAGCUCCCGGUGGUUCAGUGUCGGGCAGCAUGGCUCAGGUCCAAGAGACGAAAAAUGCCAGUAAUGCAGGCCCUCGAGCCCCUUCUCGCCUCUCAUUACAGCAGAAAGAUACUCUCCCACAACGAGCUCCUUUACCGCGACGUACCAGCUCAACAACUACUGUCAACCAGGUAAAGAAUUACCGGGAAGCAUUCCGCAACAAUACUCCCGUUGCGGAGCCAAAAGAGCCCAGUCGAGAAACUUAUGCUCGACAUCCAGUUGGCAAGCGGGAGCAGGUUGCGGCGCCAUCGGCUCCGAAAUCCCCUGCUCUUGAAGAUGAUAUAACAUCCAGCUCAUCGGAAUCGGAAUCAGAAUCCGACGAUGAUAAGUUCGGAAGUCGUUACGGACUGAGAUUCAGGCCUCCAUUUGGGACAUUCUCGACCCACAGACCUGGUUUUAGAGACGACGAGGAGGAUGACGACGAGUCUCCUGCUUUUAUUCCAGAACCUGGUAGAGAACCUCAUGAGACAUCUCAAGAUGGUCUCGAUAAUACGUUGCGGACCGGGGACCUUGCUGGCUCACACCGACGCCCACCAGCCCACCCUUCGAGAACACCAAAGACAACGGAAUCGUCCGCGAGCUCUGCCAGUUCUGGAGUCCCAGUUGCACACCCGCGGCGGAUGAUUCAUAGCGGGCCACUAAGUCCGAGAAGGCAUGCGGAACUAUCUCAUUUGAGUCCACGACAAUCUCUGGCUUUAAGGCGGGAUGCAAGCGAUGGCACUCCUAGCAUGGGAAGCAGCUAUAGUGACCUUGAUGAUGCGAGCGUCACGCAGUCCGCACUUGAGGAAGCUUUUAUGAGCAACAUGCAGCAUGGUGGAAUGGCGAGCCGUAUGAGUAUACUCAGUCAGGCAAUCCGGAGUAAAUAUUUGUCACGGGCGGAGGAUAGGUUCUCAUAGUUUAUGUAACUAUGAGGAUGAGUGCAGCUAUAUUCCAAAGGAAU
This is a messenger RNA of Aspergillus sclerotioniger CBS 115572, 1400 nucleotides long. Its product is annotated as multidomain presynaptic cytomatrix related protein. The record is from RefSeq and is a predicted model, not a curated record. NCBI's taxonomy places the organism in Eukaryota, Fungi, Ascomycota, Eurotiomycetes, Eurotiales, Aspergillaceae. Gene Ontology annotation, biological process: autophagosome assembly. Gene Ontology annotation, cellular component: phagophore assembly site. The transcript is spliced from 7 exons. The coding region runs from base 121 to 1356 and encodes 411 amino acids.